GCAGUAGACACACGCCUGUACCGAUGAGUGACCUCUAGGACCGUCAUAGCUGCAGGAUCUCAGCACAGCCCCACCAAUCAAAUCUGGGCAAUGUCCCAAGGUGCAAAAUAACAGUAUACAUUGCGACGGACGGAAAAGGGUGGAGAGCAAUGUGGAGAUAGUACACAGACUCAACCAUCCCGACACGAUUGUUCAUGUGAAACCUUUGAGGACGAACGCGGAUAAGAAUGUCAGUGGCCGGACUGAAGAAACAGUUUCACAAAGCAAGUCAGUUGCUAAAGGAAAAGAUCAAUGGAGUUGAGGGAACAAAACUGGAUGAGGAAUUCCUCAACAUGGAGCGGAAAACUGAUAUUACCCACAAACUGAUUCUCGACCUUGUUCCAAAAACUAUAGGAUAUCUUCAGCCAAACCCAGCAUACAGAGCAAAGCUCAGCAUGCUCAGUACAGUGUCCAAAAUCCGUGGGCAGGUGAAGUCUGUGGGAUAUCCUCAGACAGAGGGCAUUCUGGGAGAUUGCAUGCUGCGCUAUGGCAGUGAGCUUGGAGUUGAGUCUGGUUUUGGUUUUGCGCUGCUUGAAAUGGGAGAGGCGUUGAAACAAGUAGCCCAGGCAAAAGACUGCAUGGAUGUCCGAGUGAAGCGAACCUUCAUUGAUCCUCUGCAGUCCCUGCAGCACAAAGAGCUGAAGGAAAUUGCGUAUCAUCUGAAAAAACUUGAAGGUCGCCGUCUAGAUUUUGAUUAUAAGAAAAGACGUAAAGGAAAGAUCGCAGACUCUGAAAUUAAGAAAGCAUUUGAAAAGUUUGAGGAAUCCAAAGACCUGGCCGAGAGAAGCAUGUUUAAUCUCCUAGAGAGCGAUGUACAACGGAUGCAACACCUCUCAGGGCUUUUAGAAGCAGUAAUGGACUACCACAGCCAGUCACACCAGAUUCUUGAAAAUCUCAGGAGUAGUUUGCAGAGCAGGAUAACAGACGCAAGCAAUCAACCCAAAAGGGAAUUUGCAUCUAAAUCAGUUGCGAGCACAGUGUGCUACACGGAUAUUUAUGGAUUUUCCACAUGCUCAUCCGGUCAGUCAUCAGAUACUGCGGUUACUGAAGCUUUGAGUGAAAAAUAUGCACCGGUUGUGGUUCACCCUCCUGACAAAGUCACCAUUAAAGCUCAAACAACAGACAAGCCAACCAGCAACAAUGAUAGCAGCCCCCCCUUGGACCAGCCUUGCUGUCAGGCACUUUACAGUUUCCAGCCAGAAAACCAGGGAGAGCUGGGCUUUAAGGAGGGCGACGUCAUCAUUCUGACCUGCCAGAUCGAUGAGAACUGGUAUGAGGGUAUGAUCAGAGGGGAGGCUGGCGUAUUUCCCAUGAACUACGUCAAAGUCCUUGUACCUCUGCCAUAGUGACGCCGGGAAGGCCCUGCAGCUGGACAACAUGAACUGUGCCAGUUUUUGGAGAUUCUGAAACUUUGAUAAUUUGAUAAAGGUUAAUAUGUGAAGCACUUCUGAGCCCUUGCUGUAUAUUUAUCUAUAUUAUCACUAUGCAAAAUCAAGUAAUCUGCCUUGUAUUCCUUAUCUGAUUAUUUUUUAUGAAUCUUAUAAUGUUAAAUAAAUAUGCUGCUAUAUUAAAGUCUUAAGUAUCCUUUAUGUUAUAUGUCCACUAUGAAUGUAUAUGUGACCCUGGACCACAAAACCAGUCAUAAGUAGCACAGGUAUAUUUGUAGCAAUAGCUACAAUGAUCAAAAUGAUCAAUUCUUCUUUUCUGCCAAAAAUCAUUAGGAUAUUAAGUAAAGAUCAUGUUCCACGAAUAUAUUUUGUACAUUUCUUACCAUAAAUAUAUAAAAACUUCAUUUUUGAUUAGUAAUAUGCAUAGCUGAGAACUUCAAUUGGACAACUUUAAAGGCGAUUUUCUCAAUAUUUAGAUUUUUUGGCACCCUCAGAUUCCAGAUUUUCAAAUAUGGUCAUAUCCUAACAAACCAUACAUCAAUGGAAAGCUUAUUUAUUUAGCUUUCAGAUUAUGUAUAAAAAUUGAUCCUUAUGACUGGUUUUGUGGUCCAGGGUCACAUGAUAAUUUUAAUGCAAUAUGGUCAUACACUGAUUAGUUAUUUUUCUUUUUUUAAUGGCACUCAAAAACAUUAAAUUACUUCUCAGGAGUGAUUUUGUUUUUUCUUCCUUGUCUUUCCUUAAAUAAAUCCGAACAUGCACUGCAUUAAAAUCUUCUAGCCAGUGUUCCGUUGGUCUUAUUGCGAAAUACCUUUUGUUUACUUGAAUUUAAGAGCAUUACAAACGCAUUCCUUCUCAGGCGUGUUUAUUAAUGCAAACUUUGACACAUAACGCAAUGACUUGACCCUCCUCACACUGGCGUGGCGUUGCUGUAAUUCCGAACGCUUCCUGUUUUUGAGCCCAGCGGCGCGCCGUAGUGGCGGUUCCUCACUGGAGCCACGGAUGUUCAAACUUUACUGAUGUGACAAAGUUUUACUUUCAAAUAAAAGGACUCAUUUAUUCAACCAG
Molecule: messenger RNA, 2492 nt
Organism: Onychostoma macrolepis
Lineage: Eukaryota; Metazoa; Chordata; Actinopteri; Cypriniformes; Cyprinidae
Gene: sh3gl3b
Product: SH3-domain GRB2-like 3b
Exons: 11
Coding region: 228-1385 (385 amino acids)
Biological process (GO): synaptic vesicle uncoating
Cellular component (GO): presynapse; glutamatergic synapse; cytoplasm
Molecular function (GO): protein binding
Source: RefSeq, a predicted model, not a curated record